This is a messenger RNA of Candidula unifasciata, 1152 nucleotides long. The record is from the annotation of a GenBank genome assembly. NCBI's taxonomy places the organism in Eukaryota, Metazoa, Mollusca, Gastropoda, Stylommatophora, Geomitridae.
AUGGACAUCCAGGAAAGCCCAAGGAUCCACCCUAAAGACGGGGUUACCAAAGGGGAAGAGGCAACAGUACUUAUUAGCUCAGUAAAUGUUUGGAAGUAUGUCCGACUGUGUGGAUCCUGGGUCUUGUUUUCUGUAAAGAUUUCAUCUCUUACCUUGUUCCUGAUCUACGUAGCAGUUCCCAUUUUUGUGAAAGCCAACCAGUGGAUAUUGCCCAAAAUUAAUUUGAAACAUUCUGAUUUUAUUUUAUCUUUUCUUUUUGUGAUAAUUUUUGUUUUUGUAUUGACAGUUCAUUGGCCACCAUUUGUAAAUUUAUCACGUCCCAGUGAUUUUGACUUAAACAAUACCAGAAAUUUUUACCUCCAUGUUGAAGAGGGUGUUAAUAUUGGAGCGUGGCACAUUCUUCCUGCAAACUUACAAACUGAGCAAAGAAUCAUCACCCCUGAUCACUAUGAAGAUGAACUUAACAGUGGACACAACAUUUUCUUAUAUUUGACAUGGCAACAAGGCUCCCAUCACAGAGUGCAGUUGUACAGGCUGUUGUCCAAGCUGAAUUACCAUGUGGUUACCAUAGACUAUAGAGGGUAUGGAGAUUCUAGUGGGUAUCCGACCGAAGAUGGUGUGGUUGCUGAUGCAUACUUCGCUUAUAAAUGGCUGAAGGAGAAGGCUGGAGAGUCUAAAAUCUUUAUCUGGGGACACUCCCUAGGCACUGGUGUUACUACCAAGUUGGCCAAAAGACUUUGUGAUGAAGGCGACCACCCAGCAGGCAUUAUUCUGGAAUCUCCAUUCAACAAUAUCCACGAGGCAGCCCAAAAUCAUCCUUUAGGUUUGCCUUAUCGCAUGCUGCCAUGGUUUGAGUGGGUCUUUCUAGAUGGAAUCAAGGAGCAUGGGAUUUACUUCAGAAGUGAUGAAAAUAUUUUGUCUGUGACACCCAACAUCCUGAUUCUCCAUGCAAAGGAUGAUUUUAUAGUUCCUUUUGAUCUAGGCAAAAAGCUAUAUCACAAAGCAAGAGAGACAAGGAAUCACAAGACAGGACAAGUAGAGUUUAUACCAUUUGAAGCCAGUCAUGGGUAUGGGCACAAAUUGAUCUAUAAGGCACCAGAGCUUCCCAGUCUUAUCAGAAAAUUUGUUGGCAGCACUGGUGAAAAAAUGUGA